AUGGCCUUUUAUCUUCCUCUGUUGCAUUCAAAAAAUUGCAUUUCAAACCCAUCUCGCAAGUACCCGCCACUAUUAUCUUCGAGCUCGAACCAUACUUCUCCUCCAAUUCUUCAUCUUCUUCAUCAUCCCAUAACCAAAAUAUCAACCCUACACAGACUGUCUUCGUGCACAAACUUUGCAUUUUCUCCUCUAAUUACCAUCCAGAUUGUAAACAAAUGCUUCUCACAGAGGCAAUCCACCCAAAAACAAGACGAAGAAGAAAUAGAAGAAGAAGAAGAAGAAGACGCAGAAGAAGGGGAAAUUCAAUUCGAGAGGCUAUUUUCCAAUCUCAAUCAAGCUACUCUGAAGGGAGAACCUGGAAGCCUUAUCAGUGCUAUUUUCCUAGUCGCUGGCACCACCGUAGGUGCAGGGAUCCUUGCAAUACCUGCAGUGACACAAGAAGCUGGGUUUCUGGCAUCUGCAGUUACCUGCAUUCUUUGUUGGGCAUUUAUGGUUGUGAGUGGACUGCUCAUUGCUGAAGUAAAUGUGAAGACAAUGUGUGAACUGGGUUCUGGUGGUGUGUCAUUGGUAUCAAUGGCUAUGAGAACCCUUGGGACCAUUGGGGUACAAACUACUUGGUAA
Ilex paraguariensis (yerba mate) is the source of this 621-nucleotide messenger RNA. Lineage: Eukaryota; Viridiplantae; Streptophyta; Magnoliopsida; Aquifoliales; Aquifoliaceae. The record is from the annotation of a GenBank genome assembly.